This is a messenger RNA of Penicillium expansum, 444 nucleotides long. RefSeq lists its product as uncharacterized. Lineage: Eukaryota; Fungi; Ascomycota; Eurotiomycetes; Eurotiales; Aspergillaceae. The record is from RefSeq and is a predicted model, not a curated record. The coding region runs from base 1 to 444 and encodes 147 amino acids. The transcript has a single exon.
AUGGACAGCUAUGUUGGCGCCUCUGUAUCGGAAACACUGCCCAAGCUUAUGUUCGGAUUCGAUCUACGUAUGCCCUGGGACCUAUUCCACAAUUCGUUCGCCACACAAGACCUAUCAUCCUGCCAGGAUGCCAUCGAGUACCUCAAAUACGCUGCUAUGCAAAUGAAAGGCUACUACGACCGGAGGCACCAACCCAAGUACUUUGCCGUCGGCGACAAAUUCCUGCUCCGUAUCGGCCGUGACUAUAACAUCUCUAUCAAUAACACUAUCUCGCAUAAACUAUACCAACAGUACGUAGGCCCCUUCACGGUAAUCGAACGUGUUGGUCAUCUACCAUACCGGCUACAGUUUCCACCGAGGUGGAAGAUUUAUCCAGUCAUUAGUGUCCAGAAUUUGGAGCCAGCGCUGUCGCCGGAGCCGUUCGAUGCGCCGACAACUAUUUAG